Molecule: messenger RNA, 4314 nt
Organism: Coregonus clupeaformis (lake whitefish)
Lineage: Eukaryota; Metazoa; Chordata; Actinopteri; Salmoniformes; Salmonidae
Product: probable E3 ubiquitin-protein ligase DTX3
Exons: 5
Coding region: 575-1753 (392 amino acids)
Biological process (GO): protein ubiquitination; Notch signaling pathway
Source: RefSeq, a predicted model, not a curated record
UUGGACAUGGACUUGAAAGGCUGAGACAUGGCUUGAAAGUACGCGGUUGUCACAAUAAUGAAAUAGCUAAUGUGGUAUGUGGAAGUUCAGAACGUAUAUAGUGUAAGUAGGGGUUGAUUUUGUAGUAGACUGUGUCUCAAGGACGUGGAAAGAGGAAGACAAACUCGAGUAUCGAGAAGGGGACUCGAUUAAUUGUUAGCUAACGUUACGGAUAGAUUAAAAUGGAUAGCAAAUAUGUCUUGACUACAAAAUACGUGUUAUCGACAUAUCCACUGCAGCACACGAUUUUCAGGCCUCGUCCAGUUGAAUAUGUUUCAGCUAGUUCCGUAAUCUAAACCCCAUCCGACAGCUACGGCAAAAGGUGAGACAAUUCACCCAAUACCGCAUUCUAAUUUAGUAAAAGGAUUAUGGACGUUCCACUUUGGAAUUUGAACAAAUUACUUGGGUUCCUCGCUGCGCAACUCGAAUGUCAGCAAAUGUUUGUCUAGUAAUCUGACGUGUGUCACAAUUUUUACUACUUCAGUUUUUCUUCUCACGUUCAACAGGGGGAUAUUUUCUCGAUUGAAGGGAAUAUAUGGGAUCGCAAGUUUCAUUGGAUGAAAUGAGUGUGCGCGCGGGGCAGGGUAGCGACGAGGUGCUUGUGUCCCAGGCAGUGUGGGACUACUUGGCCGCCGCCGGCCGGCCCUGGCUCAUAGACUUCCAGGACAAGCAGGGCCUCAUCGCCGGCAUCAUCCGCAGAGGGGAGCGGGGAGGCUGCUGCGCAGUGCGGCUACGCCCCGUAGAGGGCUCCCGUUCUGGGGGAGGACCUGGGAUGAUGGAGGGGGGACCGAUCUCCAAUGAGACCCUUAAGUCCUUCAUAGACUUAUGCCGCUGCGCCCGGAAAGAGAUGAGCAAACAGGAGACUGGUCCUAAGUGGAAGAGGUCUGUGCUGCCCUGUGUUGGGGUGGGGGUCCUGGAGGGGGAUGGAGAGGGGAGCCUGCUACCACCUCAGCCUCCCCAGCCCAGACGCUCUCAGAGGCAGCAACAGAGGUAUAGGAAGCCUGCGGAGGAUGAGGCCUGUGUGGUCCUCUCCAACUCUAUGAACUGCAUGUCCCACGAUGCAUCAGGACAGAGGAAGCAGGACAACAUGGAAGUCAAGUGCAGUAUGAUGGCAUCCUCUCAUAGCCACUCCCACAGUGAAGCAGACGACCACACCUCAUGUUCCAUCUGCAUGGGCGACAUGGUGGAGAGGACGACACUGGAGAGGUGUGGCCACGCAUUCUGCCGUACAUGUCUGGACCAGGCCUUCAAGGUGAAGAGAGCGUGUCCGGUGUGUCGUCUGGUGUACGGCCAGCUCAUAGGCAAUCAGCCGGCUACUGGGAGUAUGAUGGUGGAGAGGGACCCAGAUCUCGAGUUGCCGGGACAUGAGGGCUACGGGUGUAUCUGCAUCAUCUACAGCUUCCCACCUGGUCUACAGGCGCCGGAGCACCCUAACCCUGGUGUAAGCUACCCGGGUACGGACCGCGUGGCGUACCUUCCAGACACCCCAGAGGGGAACCGGGUCCUGGGCCUGCUCCGCCGGGCCUUCGAGCAGCGCCUCAUCUUCACUAUAGGGACCUCCAUGACCACGGGAAUGCAUAAUGUCAUUACCUGGAACGACAUCCACCACAAGACCUCCAUAUGGGGCGGACCACGCUGCUUUGGCUACCCAGACCCCACUUACCUGGUGAGAGUGACUGAGGAACUCCGAGAGAAAGGCAUCACUGCAGACUGACCGUCCACAGAAUGUUCCAUUCUAGGAACACUAGGAAAUCUAGGAACCUCUAGCUAUCCUGUCCCGCUGCUGGUGGUUGCAGGCUCCAGGAGCUAGACCCAGCAGGGCAGCGGAUGGAUACGAGAGGUGUGACAGGGUCCGGCUCCACAGCAGCCACAAGAGUGGAGGCCCCCAUAUCUCUCCAAGACCUCUUUAUGGUUCAAAUCCUAACUUCCACUUAAGUUGAAUUUUCACUUAAUCAUGCACUGAUGUCAAUGGGAGACCAUUCGACUUAAUUGGAAGUGAAAAUGUGUCUUAAGUGGAAUUUAGGAUUCACCCUUGUUCCUAUGUUAGGUAUGUAUCUUCUGAGUUCUGCUCAAUCCAGCAGGACUUUGUGUGCAAGAAAACACAAGUGAGAGCAGUGCAUUCUCUGUGUGACACAAUCCUCUACCUUUCACUUUUGUUGAGAAUAGCAGGACAGUUUUUGGCUGAACUCAUCGGAGCAGUUAUCAUAUAGUGCUUAAUAAAUUUCAAGUACUUACUACUUCAAUAUUAUUUUGAAAUAUAAGUUUAAAGAGAAGUCUAUGAUGUCUGAUAUGUUGAUGUUUAUUUCCAUGCUGGGGCACACAUGUUCUUUAUUUACCUGUUGCAAGCGCACAUUAUUUGUGGUCUUUCCAGUACGUUCGUAGAAUAAUUCUUUUUUUUCUUCUUCUGUGAUAAGCUGUUACUUCCAGUUCGUAUAAAGACCGUAUCCGAGAUAGUAGGUGGCAGGCAGAAUAGCUCUGUCUGCUUCUAAAUAAUUUAAUUUCUCUAAAAGACGUUGCAAUCUAAAGCACUCACAGGCACUUUGACAAAGGGAGUCAGUCAGUCAGUCAGUUGUUCAGUUCAGUGGAUGGCUGGUUGUUCUCUGCAUAACAUUAGAAUGAUCAUGGUUCUCUGCUUCCUUUUCAGGGAAGACUGGUAUAUGGAAUAGUGCUCUGAGCAAAUCGGGCAGGUGUUAGUCGUUAACAGCCCUGAAGCUAAUAGCCUGGUAGCUGUAAGUUGAUGUCAAUUUGCUUAGAGCCCUUCAUUUCCCUUUUGAUCUUCCUCUCCUUUGAUUUCUUCUCGUUUUUACUUACGUAGGAAGAAUGUUUUCUAUUUGUGCUGGUCUAGGAUCAGUGUGGCCUUUUUAAAUCAUUAGAAUAAAAGAGGGACCCUGAUCCUAGGUCAGCACUCGUACUCUGAGACGCUUUAUGAAUAUGGGACCAGGUUUUGAACUGCUUGAGUUAGGUUCAGUUUGAUGUCCAGUCAGUCAGUGGUCCUCAUUUUCUAAUGACCAGAUUUACAUGAUGAUGUCAAAUGAGAAGGGCAAGAUGUCGAACCACUUAAACCAAAUCAAAGGCAGAUUAGGGCUCUGUAAUAAUUACCUAUGCCCCUGGCUGUGUCUGAAAUGGCACUCUAUUCCCUAUAUAGUGCACGAGUGCCAAUAGGGGCCCAUAGGGCUCUGGUCAAAAGUAGUGCACUAUAUAGGACCCAUAGGACUGGUUGAAAGUAGUGUACUGUCGGGAAUAGGGUGCCCUGUCUGACCAGGAGACGUUGUUUGAUGAUUGUCUCAUAGAUACCUCAUUAUUUAUGAUUAUUUAUCUGCUGUAAUUCACAUUUGUCUUCUUAAGACAUAAUCUAGGAUUAACAAUAAGUACCUGUAAUAUCAAAAUGUUAAGGAGAGUACUGCAGUCCCUUAUAGGUGUAUUGUCAGUGAUGUAUUUAGUUAUAUUUACAUUUACACCUUGUUUUGAUACAUUUAUCUCAAUGUUAGCGUGCCUUUCUUCUAUACAAGUUUGAAGAAAAUGUAGCAUGUUGAUACUAAUGAAUGAUAAGCAAUUCUUUAGUGGACUGUAUGAAAUGUGUUAUUUGGAGGGUCAGAUGCAGCAGCAUUACGUUUGUGCUUUCUCUGCCUUCCUACAGUUUUUGAGAAUAUAGAAACUGUGUAUUUGAUGUAACCUUUCUGUUAUAAACAGUCGAAGUAGUCCAAAAACGUAGCCUCACUCUCAUAUGAACAAGCUAUGUGUGUGAUUUCAAAAAGUAACUUUUUGAUGAGAAGAAUAUGCAUAUAGAUAGUCUAGUCUGUGUUAACCUCUUUUUAUUAAUUUGUCUGCAGUCAGAUGAUGUGAAAGAAUUUACUCGGACCAUACAUUAAUUAAAUAUCCCUUGGCUACAACCCAAAUGGCACCCUAUUUAUGAUGGCAAAACUUGUGAACUAUAUAGGGAAUAAUGUGGUCAAAAGUAGUGCACUAUAUAGGGUGCCAUUUGGGACGUAGUCUGUAUUUUUCGUUUAGGGACCAACUCAAAUAUCUUUGGGAAACAGGAAUAGUACUUUAAAUCAAGGUACCAUGCAAAUAUUUAUAUGCAGUAAACUAUGUAAGUGAACUGGGGGUUGGGGUACCGGGAGGGGAAUAAAUACUGAAAAGGAUUGUAUUGCAAAUUGAUUGUGAAAAGUUAGUUUUGCUUUUCUAAUUGUGUUGAUUCAUAUUUUAUGAGUCUGUUGAUAUUCAAAAAUAGUGUGGUUUACAUUUUAAUACUUGAAUAAAAGGUUAUGUUCUGUU